Molecule: messenger RNA, 2215 nt
Organism: Acyrthosiphon pisum (pea aphid)
Lineage: Eukaryota; Metazoa; Arthropoda; Insecta; Hemiptera; Aphididae
Exons: 2
Coding region: 966-1631 (221 amino acids)
Source: RefSeq, a predicted model, not a curated record
AUCAACGUUGGACGAUCACGACCAUGUUCCCAACCAAGAAGAGUGUGAAGCAGAGAUCAUCAAAUAUUCUUUGAAGCGGAAAGCUGAGGACCAACCACAACUACCACCUGCUCAAAUAUUACGUACAGAGAUGGCUGGCUUAUCUGACGGGGUUCUCAGUCAACUACCUAACCGUGAUAAUUUAAAAAAAUCAAUGCGUAAAGUCCGGAGGAAAAAUUUGCCGCCCAAUCCAAAAACACUUAAUGACUUUGGUACUCUUCCCGAUCGGUAUCAAAAGACGCUUACGGGUGAACAUUUUUUAAUUUACGAUUCACUUGAUGAUGAUUCCGUCAAUGAAGGUAGAGUCGUUGUGUUCUCGACUCGGAGAAAUUUAGAAUUAUUGGCCCGGAGUGAUUGCUGGUUUUUAGUCGGGACUUUUAAGGUUUGAUGGAUUUUAUUAUAUUUAUUAGUUUAUUACCUAGGUAUAUGUCUAUGAUGUGUUAAUCAGUGGUGUAUUGGUACGGGUACGCCGGUAUACGUCGUAUACGUCGCGAGCGUCGCGGCGAACAACGGUGUCCGGGUGUCAUGACGCGGCGUUUAACAAAAAUGUCUCUUAAGAUUUUUAAUAUUUGAAAAAUUAAACGUUUUAUUGAAAUUCUGAUACUUGCUAUUCUUCAUUUCUUAAUAUCUCUUAAUUAUCUCUUAUUAAUAUCUCUUAUUUAUUUAUCUAUUGAAGUAGGCAUUGAAUGUAAUUAUAUAACAAUAUGAUUUUGUUUCAUAAUUCUUAGGUGUGUCCCACUAUUUUCACACAAGUUUUCACGAUUCUGGGAACAUGCAAACAACACGAUGCUCAUGACACAGUUGCUAUUCCAUUUGUAUAAUAUGCACUGUUGUCGUCAAAAGAAACGGUUCAGUAUGCCACUGUGCUAAGAGCAGUACAAUCUUCAUUUAACGAACACAGGAUUGUUUGUGAACCGGCUAAGAUCAUGACUGACUUUGAAAAAUCUAUAAUCAACGCUUGUCAAGAAGUUUAUCCAAAUUGUCCUCUCAGUUGUUGCUUUUUUCAUUUCGGUCAAUCAAUGUAUCGACAAAUUCAAUCUGUUGGUCUUCAAGCCACAUACAAUGACCCUGAUGAUCGUUCAUUAAAAAUGUACAGUCAUAUGAUGCUAGCGUUGGCAUUCGUACCUUUGGCUGAAGUACCUCGCAUUUUCUCGCUUUUGAAAAAUGACGCGCCUGAAGAUUUAUUACCAAUUUUGGAAUAUUUUGAAAAAAAUUAUGUUGUAGGAGUAAUAGCUAGAGGGCGAAGACGAGGAAUUCUUCCACGUUAUCCGCCAGAAAUUUGGAAUCAGCACCAAGCCGCUCUAACUGGUUCACACAAAACCAACAAUGUAAGUGAGGGGUGGCACAAUCGCUUCCAGCUUGUUAUUGGAAAACAUCAUCCAGAUCUUUACUCCGCUCUCGGUGAGAUCCAAAAAGAACAAGCUGAUGCUGAGAUAAUGAUCGCGGAGCUGAGUUUAGGACGAAAAGUUAGAGCACUACCAAAAAGAAAAUGGCGGGAUUUUCAAAAGCGAAUAAUGUCCAUUACUGCUGAAUUUAAUACAUACCAGCCGUUACAAUUUCUGAGGGCAAUCGCACAUAAUAUUGUUUUGUAAUUUUGUUUUUAACGAUAACAGCAUUUAUUAUGUUAUUAUACUUUUUAGUUUUUUUUAAAUAAUUUUUAUUUUUAUAUGCAUAUAAUUUGUCGAUUUUAAAAUAUUUAACGAUAACGCAACAGCAUUUAUUAUGUUAUUAUACUUUUUUCGGGUAAAAGGUGUUCGGUAAAAAAGGUUUCGGGUUUUCGGAUUUUCGGAUAAAACACCAUUCGGGAAAAAGUUCAUUCGGGAAUUUCGAUUCGGGAAAAAGUCGUUCGGGAAAAAAGGUUUCGGGUUUUCGGAUUUUCGGAUAAAAUACCAUUCGGGAAAAAGCCCAUUCGGGAAUUUUGAUUCGGGAAAAAUACCGGUAACCAUAAUUUAUAAUAGGUAAUGUAGGCAUAUAACGGGAAGUGUAGAUCAGAGGUGAAAACAACAAGUUGAUUUACCUAGUUCCACAAUAAUGCAAUUCGACAUUACUAGGGAAGUAAUAUUAGAAUAUAGCUAUCACGCCACUAGUACGUCAUUGUUAGAACCCACAUAAAUACGGGUAGAGCGCCUACCAUUACUUAGAAGAUAGUCAGCCCUCGUCGUAGGUCUAACAAGCU